Euleptes europaea (tarantolino) is the source of this 1835-nucleotide messenger RNA. It is a transcript of the gene PAH, whose product is annotated as phenylalanine hydroxylase. The record is from RefSeq and is a predicted model, not a curated record. The transcript is spliced from 13 exons. Lineage: Eukaryota; Metazoa; Chordata; Lepidosauria; Squamata; Sphaerodactylidae. Gene Ontology annotation, biological process: L-phenylalanine catabolic process; L-tyrosine biosynthetic process. Bases 1 to 1755 code for a protein of 584 amino acids. Gene Ontology annotation, molecular function: iron ion binding; phenylalanine 4-monooxygenase activity.
AUGCCGUUAAUGAUCGGGGAAUCAUAUCCGAUCGAUCCAGUCCCAUCCCCGGGCUGGCCCCGGCACGUGCUGGCCGCUUCCCGCAGCUUGGGCGAGGCGCUCUGUCAUUCCCGGCGCCCGGUUUCCUGCACGCAGCCUGUGCUGGACAGCAAAGCCAAGCAAAGCGAGGGUGUGCGUGUGCGCGUGUAUGUGGGGUUAUCCGCGGAGCUCUCUGCAAAGGGCUCCCUUCCCCUCCCAGAGCCACCUUCCUUGCGCAAGGGAUGGAGGGUCAGGGGCAGUUUGCCGACUGGGGCUGAGGUCGGUCGUGUGUCUCCAUUGUGCGGCCACGUGUCCCGCGUCCAUCAGCCGCCAAGCCCGGCAGGCUCCUCGCUGCAAGGGCGGAAACGGGAGCCCGGGGUUUGCAGCGGCGGCGGCGGCAGCGGCAGCCGCCAGGUCCCGCGGGAAGGGGGCCUUGCCACGGAAUCUAUGUACAUUGAAGAAAACACUUUCAAGAGUAGUGCAUUCUCCUUGAUCUUCUCUCUCAAGGAAGAAGUUGGAGCUUUGGCUAAAAUUCUACGCAUUUUUGAGGAAAAAGGGAUAAACUUGACCCACAUUGAGUCCCGACCUUCCCGGCUCAACAAAGAUGAAUAUGAAUUCUUCAUAAACCUGGACAGCAAGAAUAUCCCUGCUCUGGAGGACAUUGUCAAGGCUUUGAGAGAUGAUAUUGGAGCCAACGUUCACGAGCUUUCACGAGAAAAGAGGAAGGAUGCUGUUCCAUGGUUCCCAAGAAGUAUUCAAGAUCUGGACAGAUUUGCCAACCAGAUUCUCAGCUAUGGAGCAGAGCUGGAUGCUGAUCACCCAGGUUUCAAAGAUCCUGUUUACCGGGCCAGAAGAAAGGAAUUUGCAGACAUAGCCUACAGCUACAGACAUGGACAACCUAUCCCCAGGGUGACUUACACAGAGGAAGAGAAGAAAACGUGGAGUAUAGUCUUCAAAGAGCUGAAGACCCUCUAUCCCACCCAUGCUUGCUAUGAACACAACCACGUCUUCCCUCUCUUGGAGAAAUACUGUGGCUACCAAGAAAAUAACAUUCCCCAGUUGGAAGAUGUCUCAAAUUUCUUGAGAAGCUGCACUGGAUUUCGCUUACGUCCAGUGGCUGGACUCCUAUCAUCUCGAGAUUUUUUGGCUGGCUUGGCUUUCAGAGUAUUUCAUUCUACACAAUAUAUUCGCCAUUCAUCAAGACCAAUGUACACCCCAGAACCAGAUGUUUGUCAUGAGCUCCUAGGACAUGUCCCUCUGUUUGCUGAUCCCAAUUUUGCUCAGUUUUCCCAAGAAAUUGGACUUGCUUCCCUAGGAGCACCAGAUGAAUUCAUCGAGAAACUUGCUACGGUUUACUGGUUUACUGUGGAAUUUGGACUGUGUAAAGAAGGCAAUGACAUAAAGGCCUAUGGGGCUGGGCUGCUGUCAUCAUUUGGUGAACUACAGUACUGCUUAUCAGAACAACCUUUCAUCGAGCCUCUCAACUUGGAGAAGACUGCGGUCCAGAAAUAUCCCGUCACUGAAUUCCAGCCCAUUUACUACAUUGCUGAAAGUUUUAACGAUGCAAAGCAAAAGUUAAGGAAAUAUGCUUCCACAAUUCCCCGUCCAUUCUCAGUCCGCUACAACCCAUAUACCCAAAGGAUUGAGGUCCUGGACAAUGCAAAACAGUUGAAGAAUUUAGCCGAUUCCAUCAGCAAUGAAAUGGGACUUCUUUGCAAUGCUCUCCAGAAGAUAUAAUGAAGAUGCUGUCACCUCUAACAACACUUCUGGUGGCUCUGAGCACUUUGUGGCAAAGGGAUGCAUUGAAACAAAUACCA